This is a messenger RNA of Cryptococcus deneoformans JEC21, 1514 nucleotides long. RefSeq lists its product as hypothetical. The record is from RefSeq and is a predicted model, not a curated record. NCBI's taxonomy places the organism in Eukaryota, Fungi, Basidiomycota, Tremellomycetes, Tremellales, Cryptococcaceae. The transcript has 2 exons. Bases 145 to 1272 code for a protein of 375 amino acids.
UUCAUCGCACAAUAUACAUGUAUACAACCAGUGCAUGUUUUGCUAGUCUCUAAACUACACAAAUAUAUUACAACAACAAUCAAUGAGACACCCAGUGUCUACGCUUCUUUCAAAACAACGCACACAAAACACCAAACGCCCUUCAUGCCCCCCAAGAGACAAACGCCUAAAGACACUCCUCUUCCUGAGGAAGUGAACUCACUUCCUGUUGAUGGAGACCUCAACUCUCAGAUAGCAGCAGCCAUCCUCUACCUGUCUAAAUUGGUAGGUCAGCAAAACUCAUCAGCAGCUGCCCAGGGGAAUUACGCACCUCGAGGGAUCUCUAUCCCAGAAGCCUCUGAUAUCCCCACAUUUACCGGUCCCAUUCGUGAUGUUCCAGCUGUCAUUCUUCACACCGACCGCCUGUACAAGCUUCUUCGGACUUACUCUCUUUUUUCCCCCGGAAACGACGAUGUGCGGGAAGAGAAUCGGCGAGUAACCAUCCUGGAGCUGGCGAAUAACUCCAUCGAAUGUAAAGCACUGCAAGCAUGGGUGAGGACUACUGGUCGGAUGAUGGAAGAGGAUGGCGAGUCGGGAUGGGAGGAAUGUAUUGUGGCUUUCAAGGACGCUGCGAUGCCUUUAGAGUGGGCUCAGAAAGAAUUUCGUUCACUUUUCCGCCUGCAGUUCAAUCAAGUUAGCGAUUGGCCUACUUUCGAUCAGCAAGCCAUACAACACCGUCAUAAUUUGAUGGGCACCGAGCUCUAUCCCAGCGACACCUUUAUGGCCAACCUUUACCGCGCUGCAUGUCCUGAGAUCCUGUUCCUUCGUUUGAUGACAAAGCCGGAGUUUAAGAAUGGAAGUUUGAGUGAGGUCUGCACUCAAUUACAGUUAGAAGUCAGAAAGUACUUGGAGGAGAAAAAAGAGCAAUUCACACCCACUCGUGCCAAGGCUCAAAAUUCGGCGACCCCGCAGACCCAGCCGCACCUGGCUCACCCUGUCAGCCACUAUUAUCAAGCUCAAAACCCCUUACCUUAUUAUCUCUCUCCUGCCGGUAAACACAUUCGCAAACUUUUCGCCAAAGAAAACCGAUGCAACGAUUGCCGCAAGGUUGGUCACAAUUUCAAAACCUGUCCCAGCCGCCGUCCUUCCAUGCGUUCCAAUCCACAUCCAGUCGACAACCACGAAGACCUUAUCCAAGAACUUACCAGUCAGCUUGACGAUUACCUCAAGCUCGAGACAUUCCUUGACCUGGAUGAGACCUCAUGGCAACUGGCUCCUCGUCGAUUAUUAUAAUCGAAAAUUACUUGUGCUGGAGACGAAGCUUGUGUAUUGCACGCAACCGAGAUUGGUUAGGCGAUGAUUAACUUAAGAAGACCGGCUAUUGCGUUGAAACCAUCGGAGAGAUGAAGAAACGGAUUGAUGGAGAAGAGAAGACGAGCAUAAACAACAAAAAAGUAGUAGUGCUGGCGUUAUGAUGCCGUCUGUUACCAUUUCGCCUUCUUGUGGCAAAAAGUUGCUCAUUGUACACAAUAUGC